AUUGACCAUAUGCGUAGGGAUAAACCUAGAAACAGAAAUAAAGUUAACUAUGAGAUCUAAUUUUUAAAAAAAAUCUUUUUUUUAAAGAUGAUGAUCUAUUACUAGGAAAUUAAAUUCAAUUAUGAUUCAGAAUGUAUGGAAUUUAUUGAAAGGAAUAAAUAAACUUCUUCAAUAUUGUUGUACCUUUUUUCUUCUUCAAAAGAUCAUCUAGUAUCCUUAUCAUAUCUCUAAGGCUUGACAACAUAAAUAAUGGACAUGGAUAAAACGUUUCAUCGAGUAUCCCUGUCAUAUCUCUAUGGUUUAACUACAUGAAUAUACAUGAAUACAACGUUUAAUAUUUUUUGAUUUGUUUUUUAUUUUCUCUUUUUGUUCAAUAUUUAUUAACUUGAUAAAUUACAAAAAUUAAUAGUAUUAUCAAUCUACAAUUGUUGCUAUAGCUGUUGUUGCUGUGGAUGUUGUUGCUAAGCGAAUGAAAGUAUAUUUGAGGAAUUAUCUAUUUAUAUGUAUUUAAUAUUGAAAAAAAAUGUUAAAAUUACAAAAAAACAAAAAACAAAAAAAAAACAGGGAUUCGGAUACAUGUAUUGAUUAAUUUAUUUUAAUUCUGAUUUUAAAAAAAACAUAAAUAUGCUCGUCAGUCGAAAUUUGAUCGUUCUUUGAACAAUCUAUCAGAUAUGGUCGAUCAAAGAAAUCCUGGAAAUAUGUCUUAUGAAUGUCAAAUGGAAAAAACUCUACAAAAAUUACAUGAUGUCAAUCAAUUAAGACAAAAAUUACUUCUUGAACGUGCUACAUUAAAAUCUCAACUUGAUAAAUUAUUACAAAGAUCUGUAAAUGAUGUAGAUCUUAUUGGUGGGGAUGAAGAUGAUGAUUAUGAUAAUGAUGGUGGUGAUGGUGAUAGUGGUGGUGGUAAUGGUGGUGGUGUUGGACAAACACAAUCAGACAAUUGUCAACUACAUGAGACUGAAGAUUUUAAGUCUAAAGAUACUGUAAAACAAAUCCGCUCAAAAAUUAAAGAAUUAGAAAAACGUUGUGCAUUACAAUUAUUAAAACAUGAAGAAAUUUUAUUAGAAAUUGAAGAUGUUCGUAAACGUAGUUUUAAUCAUUCCAAUAUUAAUCAUAAUCAUAAUAAUAAUUCAUCAAUCAUUACAACAAUCAAUACAAUCAAAAAUCAAUUAAAUGAUAUUGAUUCAAUCAAUCAAUUAUCCUCAUCAACAUCAUGUUUAAUUAAUAAUCAAAAUCAGAAUCAAAAUAAUCAGAAUAAUAAAAUUUAUGGUCGUUUAUUACAAUCAGGACAACAACAACAACAACAACAACAACAGCACCAACAUAAGUUGAAACAAGAUGAUAUACAAUCAACAUAUGAAAUGGAUUCAUUAUUAUUUGAUUCAUCUGCAAUGGGUAUUAUAGAAUUAGAUAAACAAAUGACGACUAAUACUACUAAUAAACAAGUUAAAGGUAGAUUAUUUCGUAGUAAUACGGAUUUACAAAUAACAGAAGGAGAUGAUCCAAAUUUAGUCGAACUGUUUCAAGUUAUUGAAGAAUCUAGAAAAUCAACCGAUGUACCAGCACCAAGAAUGAUCACAUUAGAACGUCAAUUAUUUCAAAGUGUAUUAAUUAGUUGGAAAUCACCAGAAUUAAAUGAGAAUAAAAUUGUAUCUGCAUAUCAUAUUUAUGUGGAUGGACAAUUUCGUUUAGCUGUUAUGGCUAAAGAAAAAACUCGUGCACUUAUUGAUAAUGUGGAUGCUGAUAAACCUCAUCGAAUUUCAAUUCGAUCUAUUUCUUCACAUGGUCAAUCCAAAGAUGCACAAUGUACAUUAGUAGUAGGUCGUGGUAUGACUGCUACACCUGCUCGACUGAAAGCUACACAAAUCGGUACUAAAUCAGCUAAAUUAAGUUGGAUUCCAGGAAAUAGUAAUUAUUAUCAUCGAGUUUACUUAAAUGAAACUUCAUUACAUGUAUGCAAACCUGGUGUAUACAAACUACACUUAACUGAUCUACCACCAGAUACUUUGCAUCAGGUUUGUGUUCAAGCUUUACCAUCGCCAAUUAGUAUACAAGAAUCAGCUCAACAAUCUCCACCUUGGAUUAAUACUGCUUGUAGUGGUGUAUACACACAGAAACUAGCUGCUUUUAUAGAAUUUCGUACACUACCUAUAGGUCUACCAGAUCCUCCAAGUCAUGUACAAAUUGAGGCUGGUCCUCAAGAUGGCAUGCUACUUAUCACAUGGCUUCCAGUUCCACAAGAUAAAAAUGCUGUAGAAGCUGUUACAGCUGCCGGUGCUAGUAGUACUUUACCAGUACAAGGUUAUACUGUUUGUUUAAAUGGUCAAGCAAUUAUGGAAUUGAAGGGAGCUUCAAGAGAUCAUGCUAUAUUGAAAUUAUCAACAAUUAAAGAUCAUAUACAAAAAUUAUUACAUAAUUCAAUUCAAUCACCAACAGAUAUGUAUGAUCAUAAUACUAGUCAUUUAUCAAAUUCAAACCAUUCAAAUAAAUCUACAACUAAAUAUCAUUCAAUGAUUGAAUUAUAUAUUACUGUACAUUCAACUAUUCCAAAUGAAUUAUUAUCUAAACAAGAAAUUAAUAUAUCAAAAGAAUGUAAAUUAAUAAAAGGUUCUGAAGGUCCUGCAUCAAAACCAAUCCAUUUAACAGCUAGUUUAUUAAUUUUAGCUGCUGGUUCCUUGGAAACAGCUUAUAAAAUAUUUGGUUUAAAUCUUGCAACUAAACUUGGUAUAAAUGAAAAUACAGCUAAACUAGCUGGUGUAUCUUUAUCACUUGAUGGUCUACAAGAGACAACUACACUUGAAAAUAAUCAAAAUGUAGAAAAUAUAAAUUCAGAUGAAGAUCAUGGAUUAUUAGUUGUUUCAGCUGAGAAUGUUGCACGUAAACCUAGUCCAACAGCUGAUGCUUUAGGUUCAGCUGAAGCAUUAUUACUUCGUCGUAAGUUAGAAAAACAAGAAUUAAAGGAUAAUGAUAAUGAUGAUCAUGAUCAUGAUCAUGAUCCCCAUUUAUCCCCUGAUCAUAAUCCAAUCACUGAAAUAAGUAAUUAUAGUCAUACUAUAAAACCUAAAAAUAAUUUAUAUCAAUCGAUUUGGGAUACGUCACAUACACAAAAAUCACCAAUUAAUCGAUAUUAUCAAUAUCAAAAAAGUCAUUACCCUCGAAAUAAUCAAGAGUCUAAAUAUAAAUUACGUCAAGCUAGAUCGAUUUCAGAUGAUUAUGAAUGGAAUUUAAGAUAUGGUCCAUCAAAAGAUGUUUAUUAUAGUGAUGAAGCUUCAUUGAAUAGUUCAGCAUCAAGUGAAUCUUCAACAGCACCAGAUAAUAAUCGAUGGUUUCGUACAUCUUCAUCAUAUAAUUUAACAGCAGAUUAUCCUAAUCGACGAUGGAAACCACGUGGUGUUAUAAGAAAUAAUAUAGAUAGAGGUUAUCCACAUGAAUAUCAUGAAUCUUUUACAAUAGCACGUUUAAAUAGAAGGGAAGGAAUAAGACGGAGACAUUUAAAUCAUCUUUAUGAUAGUAAAAUGUAUCCUCUUUAUAAAAGUCAACAUUUUUACAACUUACCUAAUCAUCCACAAUCUUUCAAAAGUCAUACUUACAGUGGAAGAAUAUCACCAGAGAAUAAACCAACCAUUUUAUUCAAACAUGGUUCAAGACGAUUACUUGAUCAAUAUCCAUAUAAUAAGCAUAGAAAACAUGAAAUUCUUCCAAUGUCUUCAUCAUCCAAUGAAGAAAAAUAUCCUGAUUCAAUGUUAAACAAUCGAAAUUAUUUCAAUCAAAUGGAUCAUUUCAAUAAGAUUCCACUACCUGAAACAUGUUUAGUAAAUACACGAAGUCGUAGUACAAGUCCUAAAAGGAUUCAUAAACUUAGUGGAUUGUCUCAUCCAUUUAGAAAUACAGAAAUAGAAUAUAAUAUCGGAAAUGUACCUAUUCAUAGGACUCCUAAACAUUAUCGUCCAUUACCUAUAGGAAUUGAAAAUCGACGAUGGCCAAUUAGAGAAAGGUAUUAUUUUGGUCAUCGUAAUCCUCAUGAAAAUCUCUCACUACCAGAAAUACAAAUAACACGGAAUAGUAGCCUAUCAGAUAAUGAACCUCAAUUUCAAGCAAAUGAUCAGUAUCAACAACAGACACGGUAUUCCUACCAGGAUUUUCGUGGACCAACUAGACCUAUUCGAUCUCGUUUUAUGGAUACCAGACGACAUGGUUCAUAUGAUCCUCAGAUGAAUACUGCUAACUUUUCAACAACACGUCAUGAUCCUGACUAUUCACGUCCUGUGGUACCAUCAGAUUCAUAUACACCUGGACCGAAGAGACCGUUUCACUUUAACAUGCCAUCACCAGCAUCCGGUCCAAUACCUCAACAUGAAUACAGACCUUCAUUUAAUCAAGUCAACAUUAAAAGCUGUAGAUCAGGCGAUCAAGGAAGUGGUUUAAGACAAUCAGUUGUAUCACAAUAUUCACGACCAAGUAAAUCAUUUAUACAAAUUGAACAACAAUAUGGCAGAAAUCAAAGAAAUAUUAAUGAUGAUUAUUCAAGUCGAAUAAGUCAUAAUGAACUAAAACCAAUACAAGUUGUAGUAGCUUUAUAUGAUUAUGAUCCAACUACUAUGUCACCAAAUAUUGAUGGUGCACAAGAAGAACUACCAUUUCGAGAAGGACAACUUAUCAAAAUUCUUACUGAAUGUGAUGAAGAUGGAUUUUAUCUUGGUGAAUGUAAUGGUCUACGUGGAUUGGUUCCAUCUAAUAUGGUUUCUGAAUUACAAUCCCAUUCAUUAAGAUCACAGAAAAUCAAUCAUUCUAUAGAUUCACAUUCAAAUUUAAUAAAUAAUAAUUAUUUAUCAUCAGAUCAACUUAAUAUAAUUCGUUCAACAGAUAUGAAUUCACCAAUUCAAAAUUAUUAUUAUACAACUAGAAAAUAUGAUCCAUUCAUUUCACAAAGUAAUACUACUCCACGAAAUACAGAUUUUAUAAAUGAACAGGUAUAUCAACAGCAACAACAACAACAACAAAUGACAAUCCCUGAUUAUUCUGAUAUUAAAGAAUUACAUAAUAAUGAAUUAGAACAAGAAGGUUAUUCACAAUCACAAACGAAAUAUACUACUGAAAUCAAUCCAAAUACAAUUAAUCAAACAUCAAAUAAAUCAAUGGAAUCAGUUCAGCAACAGCAGCAGCAGCAGCAGCAGCAACCACAGCAACAACAACAACAACAACAACCUAAUCAACAAUCAAAAAUUAUGAUUGCUAUUUAUGAUUAUGAUCCUCAUGUAUUAAGUCCUAAUGCAGAUAUUGAUGCUGAAUUAUCAUUUCGAGCUGGUGAACUAAUUACAGUAUAUGGUAAUAUGGAUGAUGAUGGAUUUUAUUAUGGUGAAACAAAAGAUGGUCGUCGUGGUCUUGUGCCUUCAAAUUUUUUACAUUCUUGUACAAAUGAUACAAAUUAUUUAAAUAAACAAAAAAAUUCUUCAACUAUUUCAACUCAAUUAUCUUCAACAAAUAUAUCAAUCAAUCAUAGAGAUCAAUCAUAUUCAAUGGAUCCUAAUAAUUCAUCAGUUCGAAUGCAAAGUCGAACGAAUUCAUCACAAUUUCACAAUGUUAGAAAUAAUAAAUCAGAACCAAAUUCUGAUAGAACUAAACUGAUGCAUAAUAAUACACGACCUAAUUCACCUUGUACACAAACAAGAUUAUAUACUACUAAUAAUAGUAGUGAAGUAAUAAAUACAAACAUCAAUUCAACUGCUUAUCAUCGUGAUGAAUUAACUAUGAAUGGUAUGGAACGUUUUCCAGAGAAUGAAGAAAAUCCAAUCAUUGUAAUGGAUUUAAAUCCGAUAUCAAAUCAUUCACAUAGAAAGGGUAAUUCAACUAAAGAUUAUGAUACACCUUAUAUUCAUCAACAUGAUACUGAUAUUAGUGAUAAUUAUGUAGCAUCAACUGGUCCUAGUUACAAUCAACGAAGACGUUCAACUAUACGAAGUUUAUUUAAACGAGAAUAAGUUCGAGCUCUUACUCUUAAAGCAAAAAAAAAAAGAAAAAGAAAAAAACAAUAAUUGUUCAUUAUAAUAUCAUUUAAAUAAAAUGAAAUGAUCAAUCUUUACUGUGAUACCUUGUUCCAUGGUGGUGUUGAUGGUGGUGUUGUUGUUAUAUUCAUAAACAAACUGUAUACAAACUGUUUACUUAUAUUUUUUUUUCUAAUAUGAACAAUAUCAAACUGUGUAUUGAUAAAAAUAAACAAACAAACAAAAAAUAAGAGAGAAAAGAGAUGAGUGUUCCCCCUCCCCUUUUUUUUGGUGAAAUUAAAUUGAUUAUUUACAAUUCUGUAUAAAAGAAAAAAAAAGAUUCCCCCCUUUUGAUUUGAAAAUUAAAGAAAAAUAAAAAUGAGAAAACAAUUUAACAAAACAAAUGGAUUAAAACGAAAAAGAAAAAAGAAACAAAAAGAAGCAAAUUUGGAUAACAAUAAGAAACAAGGAUGGAUAUAUAUAUAUAUAUACAUUUGCCAAUUGUGUUCCCAUUCACAUCCGUUACCUUCCAUUCAUUCAUUAAUAUCAAUCUUUUUUGUAGAAUAAGAAAAAUUUUUUUACAGUAAAAUCAAAUUCAAUUUGUCUUGUUAAUUUCUUUUUUUAUUUUUGUAUAAUAUUGUAAUGGAUAUAUGUAGUUUUACUUACUUACUAACUUAAGCCUGUUACUCCCAAUGGAGCAUA
Schistosoma rodhaini is the source of this 6683-nucleotide messenger RNA. The record is from the annotation of a GenBank genome assembly. Lineage: Eukaryota; Metazoa; Platyhelminthes; Trematoda; Strigeidida; Schistosomatidae.